Molecule: messenger RNA, 1371 nt
Organism: Vicia villosa (hairy vetch)
Lineage: Eukaryota; Viridiplantae; Streptophyta; Magnoliopsida; Fabales; Fabaceae
Exons: 1
Coding region: 1-1371 (456 amino acids)
Molecular function (GO): RNA binding
Source: RefSeq, a predicted model, not a curated record
AUGCAGGAGGGUGUGUGGACGAGGGUCUCUCAUUCCAAGCGUGUUUUGCCGAAAUGGGACGUUUUUCCGUUCGGUGGGAGGAAUCGGAAUCCACCUCUUUUGAACAAGGUAAUCGUUUCUAUGUACGUGUCUGAGUUUCCUGAGGUGUCUUCGGCUAAAGACUUGUUCGAUUUAUUUGGGUGCAUUGGGAGUGUGGUUGAGGUUGCGAUAUCGCCUAGGAGGAAUAAGUUAGGAAAGAGGUUUGGCUUCGCCCGCUUUGUUGAUGUCGCGGAUGGUAGGAUGCUUGCCGUUCGUCUGGACAAUACUAUUAUAGGAGGGAAGAAAAUUCAUGUUAACUUACCAAGAUUCCGUAAAGGGUGGUCUGGCGGAGCAUUUAGGGGUGGAGGUUCGAAAUCUGACUUGCGAGUGAGUCAAGAUGUCAGGGCAGAAGCAGAGGUAAAGGGAGGAAAAGGGGUUGUCGAUGGCAUCUUUAGGGAAGGAUGUUCUUAUGCAGAGGCGGUAAGUAAGGCAGGGGAGAAGGUUGUUAAACCAGAGGCAUCCAUCAAAACCUUUCUUUAUCACCCGUGUGAGUUACGAAGGAAAAGACUAGCUAAAGCAUAUGUAGGUAGAGUGUGUAUUCCGGGUUGGGCGUACAAUAUUCAAAAUCAGUUUGAUAUGGAGGGAGUCUUUGCGGUUAAAGUCUUGCCGUUAGGAGGUAAUUUGUGCUUGCUAGAGGAGGUUGAGGAGGGUUUCAUUGAAGAUUUGUUGAGGGAGGGUGAAAGUUGGUGGAGGAAUUGGUUCUCGGAAAUUAAGAGAUGGGAGGAGGGUAUGGUGGACGAUAGGAGAGAUAUGUGGAUUAGACUUUACGACAUACCGGCUUUGGCUUGGCAGGCUGAAUUUUUCGUGUCUUUGGCGGAAUCGUGGGGCAGGUUCAUAUGCAUUGAUGAAAAUACGGCGAAAGGUGGUGCCUUCGAUGUCGCGAGGAUGUUGAUUAAUGUGCCCUUAUCCUUCAAGCUUCCUGAGACAAUGGUCUUAGAUUUAGGGGGGAGUUGUAUCAACAUCUUUUUUCGGGAGGAUGCUAUGGGCCAAUAUUUUGUUAAAUUUGGUACGCCGGUCUCCGCCACGUCUGGCUGUGAUUCUUUUGAGUCGGAAGGAGGGUGGGCCGAAGCUGAUUCAGUUGAUUCCCUGUUUUCUCAAGAUAGCAUUGAACAAUUUUCGAGUAACGGUGUUUUGGAGUCGAAGAAUGUGAAUGCUAUUAAUAAGGCGUGUUUACCUGGUGACGACGCUGUUAAGGAUAGUAUGCUUUCGGCCAGUGUCCCUGGUUCCAAGCUUGGGAAUGAUUCUAAUAGCCGCACGGUUGGACAGGCAUUUUUGAUGAUUCGUUGGCAUUGA